AUAAAGACCCACCCCCAAUGCACACAGAAGUGGAGAAGAAAAACAAAUCGUGCAAACAACAGAAGUGAGCGCCAACAACAGCAUUCUGAACCAAAUUGAGUCUUAGCUUCGUGGAGAGAGGAGCCUCCAGUAUAUCUGGGCCAGCAUUUAAAUUGUUCAAACAGCAGAUUGUACCUUGCACUAGGAACCGGGUCUCACUGUGGCAAAUCAAUCUGGGCCUACAGUUCACUGCAGAAGAAAUUGUUCUCAACCUCUCCAAAUUGGCUGGGCACCCAGUGCAUUGCAACCUCGCCCUGCCCUUCCAGUCUGUAUGGACCAGCAUUUAGAUUGUCGAAACAGCAGAUUGUACCUCACAUUAGGACCUGUACCUUGUUGCCGCAAAUUGCUCCGGGUCUAGAACACGCCGGCCAGCAAUUCACUUUGGACCUGGAUUUUGCUGUUAAAGACCUCUCCAAAUGGGCUCGUCAUUCAGAGCGAUAUACCUCUCACCUGGGUCUUUUGGAGGAACAUGGCUCAAGAAACCAACCAGACUCAAGUGCCUAUGCUGUGCACCACUGGCUGUGGAUUUUAUGGGAACCCACGAACGAAUGGCAUGUGUUCUGUUUGCUAUAAGGAUUUUCUUCAGAGGCAAAAUAAUAAUGGCAGAAUCAGUCCUGGAUCUGCCAACUUGAGCAGUUUAACAGAUGUGUAUCCUGUUCAAUGCACAGAAGGAAGCCCCUCAGAAUUAUCAUCAUCAUUCUCUUCUUCUACAUCUGGCCAUUCUAGUCCACAACCUGUAAUGGGAAGAGGGAAAAGGGGAAGAAAACAAAAAGAGAAGAAGGGAAGAUCUAUUAAAAAAGAGGGAAGAAAGGGAAGGAAGAGAUCGGUGUCCAAUCAGUUGCUGCUAGUAUCCCAAGAAUCUGUAACAAAUCCCCAAAGCGAUGGAGACCAUACAGAAGAUAAACAAGAAAUAUCCAAAAAAGAAUUACAGGCCUCUACGUCAAAAGAAAUUGCACAGACUUCUUCUGAUGGACAGGACAAGUCCCCUGAAAAACCCAAACAGAAGAAGAAUCGUUGUUUUACCUGCCGCAAGAAAGUGGGACUUACAGGAUUUGAUUGCAGAUGUGGAAAUCUGUUCUGUGGAUUACAUCGUUACUCUGAUAAACACAGUUGUCCUUAUGAUUACAAAGCUGAUGCUGCUGAAAAAAUAAGGAAAGAAAAUCCUGUUGUAGUUGGAGAGAAGAUCCAGAAGAUUUGAACUGCUACUUAGAUUAAAUUUCUUUUUCUUUUAAACCACGUGAACCUAAUUAAACAGCGGAGAGGAUAAGCUGAGCUUUGUAGUUCAUUCUGGGAAUUUGGAGCAUUGUACUUGCAUAGAUCUUUAAAUCAUGCAUGCACGGACAAUAGAGUCUGAGAAAUGACUGAAGAGUUCUUUCACUUUUCUUUGAAUAUUCUGUGGUUGGAAAAUUACUGCAUAUUUAGAAGCAUCCAUUUUACAGCCAUAUUAAUCUUAGUUAAGUGUUGAUCUUAUUUUUAAAGCAAAGUAGAAGUAUUGGAGGGCUGUGCUUUUCCAAUAUUACAUGCAUGGUUCAGGUUUGCAUUUCUUCUUUUGUGUAUGUGGCCUUUCUCUGCAGCACGAUUUUCUAACAUAGCAGGGCACAAAUGGGCCUACCAGUAACUGAAUGUAUGCUAAUCUCUGCUUUCUUCUGUUUAUGAGAAGGCCCUCAUGCGUUGGCAUCCUAGCUUGUUUGCUGCUCCAUUUCAUUAUUUAUGUACUUCAAGCAAAUGUAUGUGGUUUGAUUUUACAGUAUGUAUCCUGAUUGGAAAGACUUCAUACACACUUCAGUGCUGACUACAAGUAUAAUCAGAAAAACGCCAGUGAUGCUUAACUCUGAGCAUACAUGAAACAAGGAUGGUAAUUGUGCUGUAUUUAUGUUAGUUUAUUCACUGUCUUAACUUUGAUUAAAUAAAAUUAUAAAG
Messenger RNA from Mobula hypostoma (lesser devil ray), 1959 nucleotides. It is a transcript of the gene zfand6, whose product is annotated as zinc finger, AN1-type domain 6. The transcript has 7 exons. Gene Ontology annotation, molecular function: polyubiquitin modification-dependent protein binding; zinc ion binding; DNA binding. The record is from RefSeq and is a predicted model, not a curated record. Gene Ontology annotation, biological process: protein targeting to peroxisome. Bases 509 to 1237 code for a protein of 242 amino acids. Lineage: Eukaryota; Metazoa; Chordata; Chondrichthyes; Myliobatiformes; Myliobatidae.